AUGUGGAAUUUGCAGGAAAAAAUGGCUGGUGCUGCUGCAUAUCAUGGUCCAAGUAUAGUGAAGGAGAUCAUUUAUGGGAUAACCCUGGCUCUCAUGGCUGGUGGCCUUUGGAAAAUACAUCACUGGGACCUCCAGAGGAGGACCAGAGAAUUCUAUGAUUUGCUUGACAAAGGUAAUAUCACCACUGUUGUGGAAGAAGAUGACUAGGAUGUUUUUACCACCAUAUGCAUAUAUACCUGGUAAUGAACUGAACUGCUUUGUAGAGGUUUAAGUUUUUUGUUUGAUGUCAAUGUAGGUACUCGUAUCCACUUUACUUUUCCCAUGUAGAUAUGCUUCUUUUCUUUGA
This is a messenger RNA of Camellia sinensis, 346 nucleotides long. The record is from RefSeq and is a predicted model, not a curated record. Lineage: Eukaryota; Viridiplantae; Streptophyta; Magnoliopsida; Ericales; Theaceae.